Miscanthus lutarioriparius is the source of this 1368-nucleotide messenger RNA. NCBI's taxonomy places the organism in Eukaryota, Viridiplantae, Streptophyta, Magnoliopsida, Poales, Poaceae. The record is from the annotation of a GenBank genome assembly.
AUGGAGUCGACGGCGGCCAAGGCGAGCAGGUGCCAGAGCCCCAUGCUGACGACAAUAGCGCAUGACGCGGAAGCCCAAGCGAUAACGCGCCUCGUAUCCACCCCUCCUCGGGUCAAGGAAGUGACCAUUGGGAACGAUGUGGACAUUGGACAUGGAGUGAAGAGCAGCGGCCGGCGGCGAUACGCAAGCAAGAGGCAAGGGUCGGCCCGUGAAGGACUCAUGGAGGUAAAUAUCCAAGCAAAAAGGGAAAGGAAAACAUCUGAUAGCAGAGCAUUGAAGCAAACCAACCUACCAACCACCUGUACCAACCAAAAUCCAAAACCCUCGUCAGGAGCUCGGGAGCAGCAGAAACCCGCCCGCCGGCAACAGCAGUCGCCGCCGAUGGGGGUGGACUACUACAAGGUGCUGGGCGUCGGCCGCGGCGCCACCGACGACGAGCUCAAGAAGGCCUACCGCCGCCUCGCCAUGAAGUAUCACCCCGACAAGAACCCCUCGCCGCAGGCCGACACCCUCUUCAAGCAGGUCUCCGAGGCCUACGACGUGCUCAGCGACCCGCAGAAGCGCGCCAUCUACGACCAGUACGGCGAGGAAGGCCUCAAGGCCGGCGCGCCCCCGCCCUCCGCCUCCACGCACGGCCCCGGCGCCGGCGGCGGCCUCCACGGGUUCCGCUUCAACACGAGGAGCGCCGAGGAGAUCUUCUCCGAGAUAUUCGGCGGCGGGUUCGCGGGGGCGGUCCCCCGUACCCCCGGCGGCGGCGUUCCCCCCGGGUUCCCGAUGUUCGGCGGCGCCGCUGGGCCAGGGGAGGCGUCGAGCGCGCCGGUGCAGAGGAAGGCGCCGCCUAUCGAGCGGCCGCUGGCUUGCACCUUGGAGGAACUGUACAAAGGGGCCACUAAGAAGAUGAAGAUCUCCAGGGAUGUCCUUGACGCCGCCGGGAAACCAACAAAUCGUGAGGAGAUCCUGACGAUAGAUAUCAAGCCUGGAUGGAAGAAGGGUACAAAGAUCACCUUUCUUGAUAAAGGCAAUGAGGCUCGUAAUGUUACACCAUCAGAUCUAAUUUUCAUAAUAGAAGAACGGGCACACCCCAGGUUCAAGAGGGAUGGGAACGACCUUAUCUACACUCAUAAGAUCUCUCUAGUAGAGGCAUUGACAGGCUGCACAGUCCAAGUGACGACCCUGGAUGGACGAACCCUGACUAUCCCCGUGAAGUCAGUUGUGAGUCCUACUUAUGAGGAAGUUGUGCAGGGUGAAGGCAUGCCAAUCACAAGGGAGCCGUCUAGAAAGGGGAACUUGAGGAUCAAGUUUCAGAUCAAGUUCCCCACUAGUCUAACAGGUGACCAAAAGGCGGCGAUCCAACAGCUUCUGUCUUGA